AUGAUCCUCGCCCAGAGUGUGGCCAGACUCGCCCAGAGGGGGCUCAGUGCGGACAGUGCUGUUGGGCCCACCUCCUCCCUCACCUCCUCCCUCACUUACCUCCUCCCCCCCCUCACCUCCUCCCUCACCUCCUCCCUCACUUACCUCCUCCCCCCCUCACCUCCUCCCUCACCUCCUCCCUCACUUACCUCCUCCCCCCCCUCACCUCCUCCCUCACCUCCUCUUACCACCACCCUCCCACAUCCAUGA
This is a messenger RNA of Knipowitschia caucasica, 249 nucleotides long. The record is from the annotation of a GenBank genome assembly. NCBI's taxonomy places the organism in Eukaryota, Metazoa, Chordata, Actinopteri, Gobiiformes, Gobiidae.